ACGAAGCGUUAACAACGCUACACGAAAACGCGCAAAAGAAAUACCAAAAAUCUUAACGAAUAAAUAUAUAGAAUUGUGUAUGGGUGUGCGUGUGCGUGUGUGUGCAAAGAGCGCUGUAAAUUUCAGCACGAAAAAAGGUCAAGUGUUAAAAAAGAAAUCCGUUAGUUAUUACUCGGCGCACUGUGCAAAAGUGUAUACUGCAUGAGCUCGCCGUUGCAGCUUGUCGGCGUGCUGAAAGCAAAGUGAAAUAGCGCAACGCAUGAAACCUAAUAAAUACAAAAAUUAUAAAAUUUCUUUGUGUGAUUUUGCGCGAGUUGAAAGUACAAAAUACUCGUAUCAGCGUAAUUUAUAGCGCCUUUCCGAGAACUACUUGAAAUACAGCAUCCGACUUUCAUUGGUGCUGCAUCAAAAACGGCGACGGCAAAGUGGCAGCUGAAAACUAAAAUAAAACAAACAUAAAUAAAACUUUUUGUACUUGCACACCUGCGCGCGGCUACUUCCGUUUUGCGACAAACACGCCCUUCAAAUACAGAGAUAAAUUGUAUAAACAUAUAUAUACACACACAGUGAUGACCUGGUUUAGUGGCGUAACUGCGUCGUAUGACAGCAACUUCCGGUGUAAACGGAUGUUACACGGCUAUUUGUUUUUGGCAUGUGCUUUUUUGCUGAUUGCGGUGCCGGUGCCGGUGAACGCACGUCCCAAGGAGACGACAAGCGAUGUUAUCAUACCGUUGGACGACGCUGGGCUGGCAUUGAGCGAGGAAUAUGGCGAUGUGGAUAAUAUUGAGUUCCACCAAGCCAAAAUCGUCGAUGGCGUGCUGCAGGAAGAUCACCCAGUUAUAAUGUAUAAAGAAGAUUUCGUGAGCGAAGAUUUUGUUCCCAAAAAGAAUAACACACAUCGCUUGCGUAAACACAAAGAUCCAGCACAUCGUCGCCGUCGCAUCAACGAUCAAUCCAACUCGGAGCAGUAUCAUCCAUUGCAGCCCGAGAAAAUCUAUUUCGAUAUAUUAUCCUCAGCACCGAUUGUUACUUCCGAUGAGUCAAAGUCUGUCAAUUCGAAAGCGCAUGUAGAGGUAAUUUCUCUAGCCGAUGCUGACGCGAAGCUGGUGGAUGGUGAAGAUGAAGCGAAGCGCCUGCUCAAUAAGCGUCCCAAAAAAUUCCAGCACCAUCGUCAACGUCGCGAUACAGACAGAAUCUGGCAUCGCGAACAUCUGGUGCAGAAACGUCACCAAAAUCCUUAUUAUCGCUUCAAAGGCGCAAAUUCAAUCAGUUCACACCCAAUAGUACCCAACUACUACUUACCUAGCUAUGAGCCGGUGAAGCGCUAUCAAAAACAACCUGUUGCCGGCGACUUCUAUAACGGCCCUGUUAGCACGCUGCCCAAAAUUACGGUCAAUACGCGUUUCGGCGGCGAAGACAACACGGAUCGUGUGAUUUGGCGCGACUAUACGCCAACCAGAAAUCCCAAUAAACGCUUGAAUAUCACUGUGGGCACACCCCGGCCACUGUUUUCGCGUCGCACGGAAUCACCUCUUUCAGCUGUACCCCCAAGAGACGAGACAGGAGCAGCAAGUAAUUCAGGGCCUGUUCGUCGUCCCGUCGUAACGGAAUCGCCCAUCUUUCAAUUGCCCACAGCCCCGUCCACACGCCCGCCACCACCGACACCGUCAACAGCAUCCCCCUCAACCGCCUGUGUGUGGGCUAUAGCCAGCUGUUGCGCGCCCAACGACUCCGAAGUGCGGUACGGCUGCUUCCAACGCUAUGGUUGUAAUUUGGUCUUUUGGAAUUUGAAUCCCUGUGCCGACAAUAUACGCGACAAUGUUAUCGACUAUCUGAGCAAACAGUUCGAUUAGAGCGCAGCAUGUCCGAUGUAAUGCAGUUACUAGUAUUUAAAAUUGUCACAAAGCAUUUAUUAACCAUAGCUUAGUUCGUAAGUUUAAGUUAUUGCGUGCUGUUUUUCUUUUGUUUUUAAAUUUAACUGCAUCAUUUUUAAUGAUGCUGUAUUUUUUUAUAAAAAAAUGUAUUUAAUUUAAAAUUGCUAACGAUCUUGUGCAUUGAUUUAAGCAACUAUACUUACAGAGAUUGUGUAGUUGCUUGAUUAUAAUCUUUUAAAAUAAGAAGCAUUGAACAUAAAAAUAUAUUUUUAUAUGUGUGUGCCUCAAAGAAAA
Messenger RNA from Bactrocera latifrons, 2168 nucleotides. RefSeq lists its product as uncharacterized. Lineage: Eukaryota; Metazoa; Arthropoda; Insecta; Diptera; Tephritidae. The record is from RefSeq and is a predicted model, not a curated record. The transcript is spliced from 7 exons. The coding region runs from base 570 to 1853 and encodes 427 amino acids.